AUGAAUCUCAUCGAACAUUAUCAAUACAUUGAUGAAGAGUGUAUUGAUCCCGAAUUAAUAUGUUCACUUUGCAUGUCACCGUUUCAAAUCCCAACAAGUGGAAAAUGCGAUCAUACAUUUUGCAAACUUUGUAUUGAACAAUGGAUCGAUCGUCAGCCGACAUGUCCAAUUUGUCGCAUUAGACUAUACCGAACAGGACUUCAGCAAAUUUCCACUCGUAUUGUACUUAAUCAACUGCAUAGACUUCAAAUGCGCUGUAAACGAUGCGACCGAACAAACAUACAACGUGGUAACAUCAAUCAACACGAAGAACAAUGUCCUCAACAGAUAGUUCCUUGUCCUGCAUCUGACAUCAAAUGUACAUGGAAAGGAGCCCGCAGUACACUGGCAAAUCAUCUCCGAGAAUGUCCUUUCCAAAAGAUUCGUCCAGUUAUUGCCGAUGUUUAUCAAUCUCUGAAGAACGUUUACGAACCGUUAAUUAAUGAAUUACAAACACUUCGACAGCAACUUGAACAAGAAAAACAGCGCAAUCACGCACACACUCAAUUCCUUGUUGCACUGUUUAACAAAGGAAAGCCAAUGAGUGAUCGAUGUACUUGUUCAGUUGGUGAAUGUCGAAUACAACAAAACGCUGCAAGAAUUUUCGGUAGCCAUUCUUCGGCAGAAUUACCAUAUCAAAACGAACAUAAACUGCGUCAAAAUAAGAAGGUAUCAUUGUGCGGCGAAGCACUGAAAAAGCAACAUCGUAUCCUGUCUUGUUCAUUUGGACAAUAUUCUCAAACGAGUAGUCCGUUCACUUGCGCGAACUGUCAGAAAGGUACUGAUUUCAGCAAUAUAGCACUUCACCACUGCGAAGGCGGUUGUAUCUGUCGUGCAUGUGUUCAAAAAUUUGGCAGUUUCAACCCCUUUCUUCACUAA
Messenger RNA from Adineta ricciae, 918 nucleotides. The record is from the annotation of a GenBank genome assembly. Lineage: Eukaryota; Metazoa; Rotifera; Eurotatoria; Adinetida; Adinetidae.